AUGGCAAAAAAACGUGCAAAGGACAAGGUGUCCCCUGCCUUACCUCAAACCCCCGCAAAAAAGGCUGAAAUUCUUCAAAACCUUGCAAGUACUCCUCGCACAAGGAAGAUUCUUGAAAAAAAGAAGUUCGUGAGACCAGUUGAGGAGCAACAAAAUAUCGAAGCAAUGGAGUGUUUGGUAGAAGAUUUGGCAGAAGGAUUGUCCAAAGUCAAAAAAGCUAAGUCGACUGAUGAAAGAGCAGCUUAUAACUGUACGCGCUCUUUGGCUUUUGGAUCUUCUGUCAAAAAAAACAAGCACCAAACACGGAUUGCCAAGAUGAUGGGAGUAAAAAGAAGCCAGGUGUCCAAAGCUAUCAAACAUAGAGAAAGAGUUUUGAAGGGUGAUGAGGCCUGCUGGUUGAGCACAAAAAGAAAUGUCAGGUGUGACGCGAUUAAAGAAGAAGAUAAGCGUGUUAUCUACGAUUUUUGGACCCUACAAGCAAGUCGACCCACUGGAUCCAAAAGAGACAAGAUGCGGCAACGAAUUGGCAAAAAGGAGUAUGUGGAGCACGCAAAGCAUAUCCUUGAAAAGACUCAAACAGAGUGUUUCAAAGAAUUCCAGGAGCUACAUCCCGACAUAAAAGUGAAACAACGAAGAUUUGAGCAGUUGAAGCCUUUCUUUGUUACUGGAGCUAGAGAGAGAGAUAGACAAUCUUGCUUGUGUAGGAAGCAUGUAGAAUGCAAAAUUGUAUUUGAUUCUUGCAUGAAAUAUCGAAAAUCCAUACAAAAUAAUGAAGUUCAAGCCUUUAAUUUUCUCACUGAAGCUGUGGAAUCCACAUUGUGUGAAAAGCCAGAAGACUCCAGCUAUUCCUCUCUAGACUGCCUGACAAGGAGCUGUGACAAGUGUGGGGUGAAGAACUUCAAGACAGCAGCUGAAGAAAUGUCUGAAACUGAAGUCAAGUGGAAACGAUAUGAAUACAUAACGUACAAAGAUAACAAUGGCGAGGAAAAAAGGAAAAUCCACUUGGUCCAAAAGAAACUCCUGUCAAAGAGAUGUUUGACUAUUUCCAGCAACUCCUGAAAGAUUAUCCCUACCAUUCAUUUAUGGCCAAAUGGCAAAAAGAACAGUUUGAUCAUUUAAUGACAAACCUGCCUCUCAACCAUAUCAUCUGUGUGCAUGAUUUUUCUGAGAAUUACACUUGCAGAUCACAAGAUGAAAUUCAAUCAGAGUAUUUCGAUCCUGUGAAAGUCAGCAUUCAUGUGUCAAUUGUCUAUCGCCAUGCUGAUAUUGACAUUGAUGGCAAAGCAAGUACAGAACAAGACCCUGUCCUCAUCAAAGAGCACAUCUUUGCCCUUUCAGAAGACAACACUCAAGACUACCAUUUUGUACACCACACCCAAGGCCUAAUACUGACGUACCUUAGGAAUGAGGUCAAAGUGAAAGUAGACAAAGUUCAUGAAUUCACUGAUGGGUGUGCUGGACAAUACAAAUCUAAGCACACUUUUGGUGAUUUGUCAUGUUCUUUGUCUGACUUUGGGUGUCAGGUGGACCGGCAUUUCUUUGAAACCUCUCAUGCAAAAGGAGAGCAAGAUGCAGCAGGUGCUAAUGUCAAACAACGUGCUACUCUUGCUGUGAUUCGAAGAGAAGCAUCCAUCAAGUCUGCAAAGGAGCUCUAUGAGUAUCUGAAGGACAAGUUCUCUUUGCCAUCUUCAACCAACAGCAAAACCACCUUAAACAAGAGAGUAUACUUCUACAUUCCACUAAAUGGAGAAGGAGCUGUUGACAGAAACAGAAUUGGCCGCACUUUUAAAGAGCUAAAAGGGAUUAGAAAAAUCCACUCUGUAAAAACAACUUCUCAGCAAUGUAAGGUGAAGACAAGGCUA
Molecule: messenger RNA, 1862 nt
Organism: Pocillopora verrucosa
Lineage: Eukaryota; Metazoa; Cnidaria; Anthozoa; Scleractinia; Pocilloporidae
Source: RefSeq, a predicted model, not a curated record